Dinoponera quadriceps is the source of this 4114-nucleotide messenger RNA. RefSeq lists its product as uncharacterized. The transcript is spliced from 7 exons. Lineage: Eukaryota; Metazoa; Arthropoda; Insecta; Hymenoptera; Formicidae. The record is from RefSeq and is a predicted model, not a curated record. Bases 696 to 2183 code for a protein of 495 amino acids.
GAUUUUAUUACAAAUUUAUUUCUCAUGUCAUCAGUAUGUUAAUCACGGCGCGCAAUUAUGACUAUGAUAUAUAGAUGCGUGUGUGUUGUUUUUUUGGUUUUUCAGUAAAGACUGAAGACUUUAGGCCAUCGAAGUUACAUCAACAUUUUUCUCGAAGCGACAACGAAUCUCUCUCGCUUUCGUCUCGUGCACUUUCGUGAUUUCAAUUACCAGCCUUUCGCACAUCGAUCCAUCGUAUCAUUAUGUAUUGACUAUAAGAUCGACGCGACGAUGUGCGUCGAAAUUGUAGAGAAGUUUGCGCAUCUCCUUAUGGCGCGGAAAUCUAGAAAGAAGGGGAAACGUUUCCCGCGUCUCGGCCGCGUUCCGAUAGAUCGAAGAUCGAUACAUUCCCGAUUCUCGUGGAACAACUUCUAGUUGCAAGUAGUUAACGCACAUCGUCGACGACGUUGCACAUUUUUCGCAUACGUUGCAUCCGGGCAACUUCUUUAUUUUCCAUCAUUUUUCCUUAACGAAGAUUGUGAGAAAACUGGGGUGAAUCUCCGGAAAAAACUUACACAGUACAAAUAAUCUCGAUGCAACACGUUUUCAUUCCACCUGAUUCGAGCGCUGAUUAGGGGAAAGAAGAGCAAGAUGACUUUAAGAGUAACCGGAAGAUAGCCGCGAAGCUGGCGGGCCUAACAAGCUGCGUGUCGACGAUGAUGGACGACGAGGAGCAGGAGGAGCUACGUUGCACGGGGAGCGACGUCGAGAUCGAAGAGUACACCGACACCGAGGAAUCGCCAUAUGUCGCUUAUCAGGCCGGCGAUAAGCUGUUCGAUACCGGCCGAAGCGAGAACUGGCAGAAGCUCCGCUUUCUAGCGAGCCUGGUAUCCGUCGCGGCAUCAAUUACCGUCCUCGUUAUCAGCUUUCCGCUUUAUCUCGAGAACGUCGGCGCAGUCUCCAGCGCUUACACAGGACUUCUUUUCAUCGCCCUAUGCUCCGCCUUCAUCCUGGGGGUGGUGUACUUCGUCGUGGAGAGGGUGUCGCCACCGCCACCGCUGAUCCCGAAUAGUAUGCGAGUCAAGAUACCCUGCGACGAUCUGCUGAAAGUGAGCUUCCUGUACGCGAGCGCGGGAAUGUUCGUCACCCUGUCCCACGAUCAGAACAGAGUACUGUGCCACUUGCAGGACCCGAUCAAAGGCAUCACCCUUGUCUUCUCUCUCGUCUACUACUUCUUCUUUUGCCGUAAAAUGAUGAGCCUGCAGCGAAUAUUCUCGAGCACGACCAUAAUAGUGGGUCUGUUCAUAAGCGUCGAUUACGGUCUCUGCGACGAGUUCCGUUGUCGCGGGAGGGAGGUGCCUUCACACCCGACGUCGGCCAUGAGGGGAACCUGGGGCAUCCGAAUUCUCUGGACCAUCAUUUACGUGGGCGGCCUCGCCGCGUUCGCCAUGUUCUUCACUUUGCUCGAACGGCAUUACACCACCGCGCAACAAAACGUGUGUCAAAUGUUGACGACCCAGCACAACUCCUUCCUCUACACGGUGUCCCGUUUGGUGUCCUCCCGUGAUAUUCGUCGUCGCGGCUCCGAAGAGGAAGGCGGCCGGCUCCUCCACGUGACCGACCCCGACCCGACGAUAAAGCCGAAGAGCUACCCCAAGCCGCCGAUUCUGCAGACCCUCUUUUACAUACACGUCAUCGCUUUCUUCGCGGUCCUGGCGGUCUGCUGGCUCGACACGGUGCCCGGUUUCGGUAGGGGUUUCUCGCCCGUGCAACUGUACCGUGCCGUCGAGCACGGGGUGAUAUGUCACUUUAAGAGUAGCAAGCCGUGCUCGAACGUGUCCGGCUAUGGAUGGACGUUUCUACUCGCUUACGUCGUCUUCGCGAUCUCGAUGCUUAAUUUCCUGUCGUUGUGCGAGAGCGCAGUGUUCAGCGUGGCCGUUGCGACCGUGUCGCUUCCGCUCUCCGGCAUCUGGUGGAGUAUCUACAAAAUGGACGUCGGUUUGCACGGCGGGAAACCACCCGGAUGCGCAGGUACCAUCGCUUGGUCACCGUCGGUGACGGGCGAGCUGAUCUGCGCCCUGCUCGGUCUUCCAGUUGUCCUGCUCGGCCUCGGCCUGCUCGUCAGAUCGCACUUCCGGGACACCCAGCUGCCCUACCAGACCGUUCAGCCGCCCGACAUCCAGCGUGAGCCUUGUCACAGAUGAAUCCUCUUCUAAACAGCUGACCGGACCCGCGCGGUGAGCCUCCAGCAGACGGUGAUCCACGGAAACGAAUCGCCCGAUCGGCUCGACGGGAGGACGGAGCGACGGGGCUCGUUCACCGGUCGGGACGAUCGACACGUGCAAUCCGACGAAACAAAACAAAGGGAAUGAAAUUCACCGAGCCGGCCAUAAUAAUGUCAUUGUUGUUGCAAUUUACAUCCGGGGUGUACCGGGUGAGUCGAAGCGUUGCAAAUUCAUAUCUCGAGAACGAGGCGUUUCAGAGAGAAACGCUUAGAAUGUAAAAGUUUCGUGACUUCGAGGGGGAUGUAAGAUCGUGUCACCGGGUUGACUUUGUAACCGACUCACCCUGCAUCACGUCGACGUUUCCCAGACCCACGCCGAUGUUCUUCCUUCGUUCGAGCGUGGACGAGGCCGUCCUCGAUUCGCUUGCUCGAUUUCGCUGUUUGUCGCGCGUGUCGUCCGUAAAAUUCCUCCGCCCGCGAGCGCGAGUCAUGCGAAUUCGCGGCGCAUGCUGUGAUAAGAAAAACAAACGCCGAUAUCGGUCAAAUUCGCCCUUCGUGGUAAUGAGAGAGAGAGAGAGAGAGAAGAAAAGAAAAAAUAUUAAAGGCAGAAAGAGAGAGAAAGAGAGAGAGGGAGGGAGAGCGAUCAAUGUUUCCUAUGUAUUUGCCGAACGAUUUGCGUCACGCGACACAACGUUAUAGCCAGUUUAUAUUUUAUUUUGAUAACGAGAUGUCUCAUAUUUUCGAACAAGUUCAAAUUACACGUGUGUUUGGGAGGGGUGGCUGGGUUAGAGCAAAAAGUAACGAUUACAAAAGUGCGGAAAGUAAACCUUUUUAGCCCGCAUGCACAGGAGCCGCACAGAGACGUGCCGGCGAGGGACGUUUCACUCUUUCCGAAUUUCCCUGCAAUUUUCCCGUCGAUGCGAUCGUAAUCGUGGAGUUUCAAUAAGUAGCAUUACCGAACUACCAAGUACCGUUGAAUAGCUAAGUCGUGGAAAGCCGAUCUGCGAAACAGAGAAACGGAGAUCCCUGCCUCACCCUAUCGAAAAACGUCAGGCACGUCCCCGCUUCCCCAGUGGAAAUAUUUUACUGAGAAUAUAGUGAAAAUUUGCCGAAGCAUAUUUGAAAAUCUCCUUCAAUCGACAUUCCGUUUUAUUAUUAUUUCAUCGAUAUUUCAGUGAAAAAUAUAUUAACAAUUUUUCUUUAAGAGUCAUGUAAACUUUUUAAAGAAUCAUAUAAUUAUCAGUGUUUUCGGUAGAUUUUAUGAUAUUUGAUACUUCAAAAUUUUCUCACCACUUUUCAACGGUAUAUUUUAACUUUCCUCGUAUUUCACAGUAUUAUAUUGCAAUCUUAUAAGGGGAAUUAUGAUUAAUUUUUAUCACAUAUCCAGUAAUCUUUCGAUAACUUUCAUUUCACUCUUCAUCGAUCUCACGAUGUACUUUCAGCGAAAUAUUUCCAUCGGGAUUAUGUCCGAUACAUUAGAAGGCAGCUCUCCUUCGCAGCCCUGUGCAUGCGAAUAUUAGACGAUAGUAGCGUACUUCGCUAAAGACAAAAGGAGAGGAAGGAAAGGAGAGAGAAAGAAAAAGGGAGGAAGACGUAGAGAGAGAGAGAGAGAGAGAGAGGGAGAGAAAGAAGGAGAAUCAGUAUUACCUCUCACAUAGCACGGCAAUAUCAUAUUUCCAUCGCAAUAUUACAACGUAAUGCAGCAAAAAUAUUGCUACAAUAUUAUUGAGAUAUCACAGCAGUAUUUAAAUAUAUAUCAUAUUAUUUCGUUUCAACGUCUCUGUUUGAAUUUCAGAAGAUAAUUUGCUCAAUAUAACGUCUAUAACGUCCAUAAGACGUAAUUGGAACGUCAUUCGAUGUCACCUUGUUACUCAGGAUGUAAUAUAUUGUAGCAAUAUUAUUGUGAUAUUU